Trichosurus vulpecula (common brushtail) is the source of this 633-nucleotide messenger RNA. RefSeq names its product interferon beta-2-like. Gene Ontology annotation, molecular function: type I interferon receptor binding; cytokine activity. Gene Ontology annotation, biological process: natural killer cell activation involved in immune response; B cell proliferation; B cell differentiation. Lineage: Eukaryota; Metazoa; Chordata; Mammalia; Diprotodontia; Phalangeridae. The transcript has a single exon. Bases 37 to 633 code for a protein of 198 amino acids. The record is from RefSeq and is a predicted model, not a curated record. Gene Ontology annotation, cellular component: extracellular region.
GAAGUGUCUACACAGCCAGCUCCUCACAAGUUCACUAUGGCCAACAGCAGCAUCUUACAGCUGGCCCUUCUCCUGCUCCUCUCUGCUGCUGUCUCUUCUAAAGGCUUUGACUCACUUCGCUUCCAUCAAAGAAAAACCAAUCAAAGGAGUGUGAGUCUCCUGAAUAAAAUGAUUGGAAAAAUUCCUCCAGAAUGUCUACAGGAGAGAAUGGACUUCAAGAUCCCCCAGGAGAUUGUACAGCCUAAGCCAUACCAAAAGGAGAAUGCGACCAUGGUCAUCCAUAAGAUGCUCCAGCAUAUCUUCUUGCUAUUCAGCAGCAAAAACGCCAGUCCUGGUGUAGAUAAGACCAUCAUUGAGACAUUCCUCAGGGGAAUCUAUCAGCAAAUGGUGCAUCUGGAAAUGGCUUUGAAGGAAGAGAUGGAUCAGGCCAAUAGCACCUGGGGGAGUGAAGAGAGCAUCUUGCAUCUCAAUAAUUAUUAUCAAGGAAUAAUGAACUAUCUGAAAAACAAAAAGUACUGCAGCUGUGCCUGGAAGAUUGUCCAGGGGGAAAUCAGACAGAAUUUUAUCUUCCUUUUUAAAUGGACAGAAUUUCUAAAAAAUUGGAGGACCUGGAGAGUGCACUUCAGAAACUAG